This is a messenger RNA of Lodderomyces elongisporus, 1170 nucleotides long. It is a transcript of the gene PPG1, whose product is annotated as putative serine/threonine-protein kinase. NCBI's taxonomy places the organism in Eukaryota, Fungi, Ascomycota, Pichiomycetes, Serinales, Debaryomycetaceae. The transcript has a single exon. Gene Ontology annotation, molecular function: protein serine/threonine phosphatase activity. Gene Ontology annotation, cellular component: FAR/SIP/STRIPAK complex. The record is from RefSeq and is a predicted model, not a curated record. Bases 1 to 1170 code for a protein of 389 amino acids.
AUGACAGUGCCAUUCAGUAUACCCAUAUCCGACUUGGACUAUUGUCUAGAGCAGCUACUUGAUCAUAAACCUCCAAAGAUCCUUCCACCCGAAACCAUUCAUCAGCUCUGCCAUCAAUUAAAGACUCAACUAUUACAAGACCCCAAUAUAAUUUCGCUUCAAUCGCCUAUUUCCGUAGUGGGCGAUAUUCAUGGUCAGUACCAUGAUUUGCUAGAGAUUUUCAAAAUUGGCGGCUCACCGCCAAACACAAAUUAUCUUUUUCUAGGGGACUAUGUGGACCGAGGGUACUACUCCGUGGAAACUAUCUCAUUAUUGUUGGUGUUGAAACUACGGUAUCCGAAUCGGAUAAGUCUUAUACGAGGGAACCACGAGUCAAGAACAAUCACUACAAAUUACGGGUUCUACACUGAAGUGCUCAACAAGUAUAGCGGAUCUGCUGAUGUUUGGACAUAUAUCACUGAUUUAUUUGACUAUUUACCGUUGGGUGCCACGAUUGACGGCACAAUCUUUGCAUGUCAUGGAGGUCUCUCACCAAGCUGUCAACAACUUGAUCAAAUAAGAGCAGUGGAUAGGUUUCGAGAAAUACCUCAUGAUGGUAUAAUGGCCGACUUGGUGUGGUCCGAUCCGGAUGUUGAAAUCACGGAUUUCAAACUGAGCCCAAGAGGUGCAGGCUAUCUCUUUGGAAGUGAUAUAAUGAACAAGUUUUGCCACGAUAAUAAUUUGGUGCAAAUGAUCAGAGCACACCAAUUGUGCAAUGAAGGCUAUACCAGUUAUUGGAAGGGUAAAUGUUUGACUGUUUGGUCAGCGCCAAACUACUGUUAUCGAUGCGGCAACAAGGCAAGUGUGUUGGAAAUCACACACUCAUGUUAUACACAAAAAGCAAAUUUGCACUCAAAUGAUAUGAGUGAUCCCGAUAAUGUACUAAAUAGUGGAGUAGCGAUGUAUGACAAGACAAGAACCCAAAUUGAACAGGGAGUAUUACCAGGUCAAUAUUUCAAUAUUUUUGAAGCUUCACAGGAAAAUGACGAAGAUACAAUCAAUGGCAAAAGCGUUAAUGGGGUCAAUUUCGAUAACGAUCUAUUAGAUCUGCCGUCAAAUAACAAUUCUGAUUUUUUUGCUGCAUACUUUCAAGAAAGACCAAAAAGACAACACGUUGAAUACUUCUUGUAG